Molecule: messenger RNA, 1657 nt
Organism: Ctenopharyngodon idella (grass carp)
Lineage: Eukaryota; Metazoa; Chordata; Actinopteri; Cypriniformes; Xenocyprididae
Product: nicotinamide N-methyltransferase-like
Exons: 3
Coding region: 246-1040 (264 amino acids)
Cellular component (GO): cytosol
Molecular function (GO): N-methyltransferase activity
Source: RefSeq, a predicted model, not a curated record
ACCCGCUCAGUUAGACGCUCAAAGUACAAGACGUUCGGAUAGACGUUCGGUUUGACGUUCGAUCGAUCGAUCGGUCGGUCGUUCGGACGGACGCUUGAUUUUGGCACGGAGUACGCGCCAUAAGGGACAACCCAUUUCCGCCUUUUCUGCUGUUCUUCCGUCCAGUACGCUACUAAGGACAGGACAGUUUGCUCUUUAAAAACAAUUACAGUCGUCGUCGUCGUCGUCACAUACGUGUUGUAAUCAUGAGUGAAUGCAUGAACUUCACCGAAGGGGAGUUCUAUCAGGAGCAUUUUGACCCGCGUGCAUAUUUUAAGAAUUUCUAUUCAUGCCCUCGCGGUCACUUUGACGAGAAGGAUUUCCUUACUUUCGUUUUAAGAUGCCUUAGCCGAGUUUUCUCAACGGGAGAACACAGAGGUCAGAGGCUGAUUGAUGUGGGCAGCGGACCAUCUAUCCACAGCGUCUUAAGCGCAUGCGAAUAUUAUGACGAAAUUGUGCUGUCUGAUUUCGCUGAUAACAAUCGGAGAGAAAUUGAAAAAUGGCUGAAAAAUCAAGAAGGCUGUUUAGAUUGGAAAACUAUUUUGCAGCACGUUUGUGAACUGGAGGGGAAAAGCCCGUCUGAUUUGGAGGCUUCGCUGAAGCAACGAGUCAAAAAUGUUUUAAAAUGUGAUGUCCGGUUGGAGAAUCCAUUUUAUCCGCACACUUUGGAACCAGCUGACUGCGUCAUUACAUCUCUGUGCCUGGAAGCAGCGUGUAAAGACAUUCAGACAUACCGUCGCGCUUUACAUGGGCUGACCAAGCUCCUGCGUCCUGGUGGACUUUUGGUCAUGAUAGGUGUUCUGGGUGAGACUUUCUACAAGGUGGAUGAACGGCCCUUUUCUUGUCUGAGACUCAAUCAGCAUGAUAUUGAGGAAGCGCUCAGAGAUUUAGGCCUCUCUAUCCACGAGUUUAAUAUACUGCCUGCAGAAGACCCGAAGAGCAAAUCCGUGUCUGACUUUGAGGCUGUUUUUCAUCUUGUGGCGAGAAAACCUUCUGACUGACAGAUCAAAUAGAGGAAUUUAUAUGUAUUUAAAGCUUGAGCACGCCUAAAUCAAUUUUUUUUUUUCUUGUUUACUAAUAAAUGGCACAAGAUUUUAGAUGAAUAUGGUAUGCAUAACCCUUAAAACUAUACCACACUGUAUACUGUGAUGGCAUUUUUAAACUAAUUAAUUAUGAAGUAACAUUUCUUUUCUCCUACAGGCCUAACAAGCUAAGCUAAGCUAACUUUGAAAUAGAGAAAUAGUCACUAGGACUGUGUGUUGUAACAAGUGGAAAUAUUUUGCUGUGCUGGCUAGACUAUCCUUCUAGAUAUAAGAAGUCUAUAAAAAAUUGUUUUGACCUAUUGGGUAAUCAGUGAACUAUUAACCUGGAGAUUUUUGAUGAUUCUGUGAUUCAGUUGUUCAAAUUUAAAUUUACCCUGCCAGUAAGCGUGGCAGAGGAACUAUGUUGUUUUUCUCAAAUCUGAACCAAUAUAUUAAGAUUGAUGAUUAUGAGUAAUAGAUCAUGUUAUACUGACUGUGUGACCUGAAAUCCUGUAAAACCUGCUGUAUUUUUUUGGACAAGAGGGAUUCUCCCGGCCGUGAUUUGAUUUGAUGAUUAAAGCAUUCAAGGACAACAA